Messenger RNA from Myripristis murdjan (pinecone soldierfish), 6174 nucleotides. It is a transcript of the gene gse1b, whose product is annotated as Gse1 coiled-coil protein b. Bases 189 to 3950 code for a protein of 1253 amino acids. The record is from RefSeq and is a predicted model, not a curated record. The transcript is spliced from 16 exons. NCBI's taxonomy places the organism in Eukaryota, Metazoa, Chordata, Actinopteri, Holocentriformes, Holocentridae.
CCUCUCGCCGGCGCUGUACGCUGAUCCGUCCCUGUGGCCUCGCUAGGCGUCGGAGCUUCCUGCGUGACAACAAAAGUAGAGUCUCUGUUCUCGACGGAGGGAUGGAUCCGCGCUUUCACCACUGACGGAGGGACAAAUUACUAAUACAUAAAAACACUGGAAUUAGCCAUAGCCUACUCGUUUGCGGCAUGAGCCAUGAGCCAAAGUCACCAUCUUUAGGAAUGAUCUCCACGGCGACCCGUACCACGGCGACGGUCAGCCCGCUCACCCCGUCGCCUCUCAACGGCUCCAUCGUAGCCAAUGGAAGCCCCGCUGCCCAGUCGGCUCACUCUGGAUUUGCCGCGGCCCUCCGUAAAUUGGCAAAACAGGCGGAAGAACCUCGAGCUGGGUCCUCCAUCAGCAGCGAGUCCUCUCCAGUGUCCUCCCCCGCCACUAACCACAGCUCUCCGGUCAGCACACCCAAGAGGGGUCCCCUUGGCCCAGGGCCUGUCUUGGUCCCACCUGGGGGCCACAGCGUGCCAAACACCCCACCCGUAGUCACUAUUGCUCCCACCAAGACCAGCAACGGCCUCUGGAGAAACGAGGGACGCCAGGCUGACUCGGGGCCUCGUGGGGCCAGCAGAGAGCGUCUGGGUGCAGAGGGGGCCCUCCCCCAGGAAAAGGGUGGCCCCUCGGUCCCUGCCCACCUCCUGGGAAACCCCUACGCUUUCGGGCUGACCCCUGGUGCUGUGAUGCAGGACUCACGAUUCCAGCCCCUCAAUCUGCCCAGACAGUUGCCUCAUGCAGUGCCCCCUGGUGCCGUACCAGAGGAGUACCUCCGUGGUUUCCGGCCCUAUGCCACAACGGAAGAUGCCCUGCGCAUGCCCUCCUUGCCCCUGGGCCUGGACCCUGCCACUGCUGCUGCCGCGGCUGCCUAUUACCACCCCAGUUACCUGCCCCAUCCCUCCUUCCCACCAUAUAGGAUGGACGACCCGUUCUGUCUCUCUGCUUUGAGGUCGCCUUUCUACCCGCUGCCAGCAGGGGCAGCGUUACCACCACUCCACCCCUCUGCGGUUCACAUGCACCUGCCUGGGGUCCGCUACCCGGGAGACCUCACACACGCCUCGCUGUCAGCACUGCAAUCCGAGAGGCUCUCUGAAAGGCUUCAGCUGGAAGAUGAGCUGCGACAGCGAGAGAGGGAACGCGAGCGAGAACGGGAACGCGAGAAGGAGAGGGAGCGCGAGGCCGAGAGAGAGAAGGAGCGGGAGCGGGAGCGAGAGAGGGAGAGGGAGCGAGAGAAGGAGCUGGAGCGGGAGAGAGAGCGCGAGCGAGAGAGAGAACGUGAGCGAGAGAGAGAGAGGGAGAAAGAGCGUGAGAGAGAGAAGGAGCUGGAGAGGCAGAAGGAGAGAGCACUGAGGGAGAAGGAGCUGCAGGUAUCCAAGGCCGUGGAGAGCCACUACCUGGCUGAGCUCCACGCCAUGAGGGGGCAGGAGGACAGAACCAAACCUGAGAGGCUCACCCCCAACCGGCCUGAUAAAACCAAAGAGCCCGUCCUUCCAGCUCCCAAACCAAUCCCACCAGUACUCCACUCUUCAAUGGUGCAGUCGCACCAUGCGGUCCCUGGCCUGGUCUCUAGCCACGGACUCUAUAUGGGGCCUGGUGCAGUGGGCGCGGGCCUCCCGUCCGCCCUGAUGCUCCAGAGGACUAAUGAGGAGGAGCGAUGGUUGGCACGGCAACGCAAGCUGCGGCAAGAGAAGGAGGAUCGACAGUAUCAGGUGUCUGAGUUCCGCCAGCAGGUUCUGGAGCAGCACCUGGACCUGGGCCGGACAGCUGAUGGACAAGAUCACAGGACAGACACACACAGAUCCAUACCAAAUCACCUUGAACCAGGAAGUCGGGACCUCCAUCCUCACCUUGGAGCUCCUCCACCUCUCAUCUCCCCCAAACCUCCCCAGCCACCCCGGGAACACCAAGCGCCACCUGCCACCACCCUGUGGAACCCUGCCUCUCUCAUCGACACCGCCACAGACUCCAGACGCAGCCAUGAGCCCUCAGGGGUGAGCCACUACGAACUCAGCCGCCUGCCCCCAGGACCCUCCAAACACGACGAUGGGGGCCGGAGGAGAGAAGGGGGAAUGAUGGAGAAAUACCCCCCACUGAGAGGUCCCCCGGGCUUGCCUGAGCCUGGCAGCACCUUCCUCGCUGACCUGGAGAAAUCCACUCAGUCCUUCUUCAGCCAGCAGAGGGCAUCGCUGUCCCUGUCCAGCCAGUAUGAUCUGGGGGGAGCGGGGAAGAGCAACGCUGGGCUGAAGGGCUUCCAGGCACACCAAGGGUCCAGCAGACAUGGGCAGGCACUAGGGAUGGUGACAGGGCUAGGGAUGGGACAGGUGGCUACUCUGGGAAUGAGCCCGGAUGCAGCUCUGAUCUAUGAUGAGUUCCUCCAGCAGCACCGCAGGCCUGUCAGUAAGCUGGACCUGGAGGAGAAGCGGAGAAGGGAGGCCAGGGAGAAAGGUUACUACUAUGAGCUGGAUGAUUCAUAUGAUGAAAGUGAUGAGGAGGAGGUGAGAGCUCAUCUCAGGAGAGUAGCAGAGCAGCCCCCACUCAAAUUGGACAACUCAACAGAGAAAUUGGACUUCCUAGGAGUUUUUGGCCUGACCACAGUGACGCGGCACGAUGAGCUGGUGCAACAGAAGAGGAGGAAGAGGAGAAGGAUGCUCAAGGAGCGCAGCCCCUCGCCUCCUGCUUUGCAAUCAAAGCGCACUCCUCCUCCCCAACUCAGCACACGCUUCACCCCAGAGGAGAUGGACCAAGCGCCAGAACUCGAGGAUAAGAAGCGCUUCCUCACCAUGUUCAGCCUGUCCCACAUCACUGUGCAGCAGAGAAGAGAUAAUGAAAGGGUGGUGGAGCUGCUUCAGGCCAUUAAAGAAAAGAGUGUAACCUUGGAUACCAUCAGACAUGCCCCUCAUCCUCUGUGUAAGAGCCCUCCAGCACAGACCUCCGAUCUUGCCUCUGCUCAACCGCCCGCCGAAUCAGAAGACCAGCUCAGCGUCAGACCGCAUAGCCCCUCCUUACACCACCCAGCUUCUCCCAACGGGCACCCCAAACCCCUCGGCGAAACAUUAAGACCAAAGGAACCCCCUCCUCCAUCUGUCUAUCCAGACAAGGCCCGGGGCCACAGUGAGGGACUGAUCUCAAAGAGGAGCUCCAGCCUGCUGAAUAGCUUGCGGCCCCCACUCCCCUUGCAGCCCAAAGAGGGUCUCCCCAGCCUCAAUGGACGCACCAAACCCUGGGACAGCUUCACACCUGAAGAAUUUGCCCAGCAGUUCCACGAAUCCGUGCUUCAGUCCACGCAGAAGGCCCUGCAGAAACACAAAGGUGGAGCCGCUGGCAUGUCGGAGUCCUCCCACCUCCAGGACUCCUCGGUUCACUACAACAUUCCAGAGCUUCAGAGCGCGCCCGGCCGGCCAUCGCAGUCUCACACACAGCCUCACUCACAGCCUCACUCACACGCACACUCGCUUUCCCAUUCGCUCUCACACUCUCACCCCCAACCCAAUGGGCAGCACUUCUCUCUACCCGCACACCGGGACGCCCCAGGGACGAAGGACGACCUGUCUGGUCCAGAGGACUCGGAGGAGGAAGAGGAUGAGGAGGAGGAGGAGGCUCCUGCAUCCAAAUGGCAGGGGAUCGAAUCUAUAUUUGAAGCCUAUCAGGAUUAUAUUGAAGAGCAAAGUUUGGAGCGACAAGUGUUGCAGAGCCAAUGUCGAAGGCUAGAGGCGCAGAACUACAACCUCAGUCUGACUGCCGAGCAGCUGUCUCAUAGCAUGGGGGAGCUGAUGUCCCAGAGACAGAAGCUGGCGGUGGAAAGGGAGAAGCUGCAAGCAGAGCUGGAGCACUUCAGGAAGUGCUUGACGCUGCCACAGACACACUGGCCUAGAGGUGGCCAUUACAAGGGCUACCCUCCCAGGUGACCCCGCCCUGCUGACUCGACGGCCCCCAGGCCCUGGCCACCUCCCCUUUCAGACUGACACCCAGAGUUUAUUUUUGGUCCACCUGGCGCCAUGGAAGAGAACAUGGCUGGCCAGAUAGAUGAAUGAAUGAAUGAAACAAUGAAUGAAUGAAUGAAUAGAUAGCUGGAUGAUGGAUGCAUGCAUGGGAGAGAGGACCAUACAGUGAAGGACAGGCUGUCUUUGGAUUGUCACCAGUUGGGGAUUGUGUCAUGAGCCACUAUUGUCUGCCAACCCAGCCAACACUGGGAUCAGUGAAAGUACUGGGCAGGAGUACCUGAAGAUCAACACACACAAACACACACACACACACACACAGACAAAUUACUAAAGUAUGUGUAAUUCAGUCCCAGCUACUUUCAUAUUCAGUCCCUGCACCCUUCACAGCCACAGCCACACAGACAAUCCUGCCAAUGAGGGCGCUGCUCCCCCAGGAGGGGUGUGGUCAAGGGACUUAAACACUCCACAUCUCCAAACGAGCGCCCAUGCCUCUGGCCAGUUUGACUGACCUUACCAUGACGGCCACAUGAGCUUUUGAACUGGAAAUGCACUUAAGAAGAGAAGCUGAAGAACUACCUGGUGGUACUGUGUUACAACAAAGAACUGUUCAAAUUAGGGAAGAACUUAGAAAAUGCACAUUUUUUGGAAAGAAUAAAGGAAAUGUUUUAUUUCGAAAUAGAAAAUUUGAGAAUAAGAAUUUUAAAAGGUGCUUCAGCCUUGUAUUGUAUAUAAUAUGAAGACUAAAAAGAAUUUUGUAUGUUUUUAUUACUUUAAUCAUUGUUCUUUUAAAAGAAAAAAAAGCCUGCCAUUUUUAUAUGUUAAUGCUUUUUUGGGUGGGAAAAGAAAGCCUUGCUUUUAGUGUUUGUACUGCUGCUGGCCAGAACAGCUCAUCUUGAGGCAUGUAUCAGAGAGAGGGAGAAAACAAGUUAUACUCCUCGACUCUUCUCUGGCCCUCCACGCAGCUGAGACCCAGCCACAGCCCCACUCAUACAGCCUCUGAGCUUAGCAAAGCUUACUUAGAGGUCCUGAGACAUGGCUCCUGCCCCUUUACUCUCAUAACCCCCCCUCCUCCUCCCCCAGCACCAUGUGCCUCUGUUUUAAUGCCCAUAUCAACACCUCUGGUCAGGUAUUGUUCCUCUUGUUUAAUAACAGCAUGUGUCACUGCUCCUGGUUUGACUAGUUAGCUUGUCAUGUGCUCAUACAGAAAACCAAUUGACAGCCACAUUGGCAUCAUUUGCUUUGAGUCACUUGUUACCUGAGGUGGACAUCAGUUUGAUAAAGUUGCCUAAUACUUGACUGUUUUGCAUCUUAAACUAACGUGAAAGGAGCCCUGCCCAAUAGACAUGCACAGAGUCUCUUAAGCAGCCAGCUGAUGGACUGACAGCCAGGCAGUCCCAUUCUUUAUGGACCUUAUCCUACCACUGGACCUUUACUUUGCUCUAUGUAACAUUAUACAGCAUUGGACUUAGUACCAAACAAUGACAGUUUGCAUAAUAUUACGCCUUACAAGGUCACAGCCCUUAUCAGCAGCCAUAAAGGAAAACAGUGCCAAAAUAGUAAUAAAAAAGUCACAUAAGACCAUUUUGGAUUCUUUGUUUUAAAAUGAGUUGCAAUUAGGUAGCCAACAUUUGAGUCUGAAUGGCCAUUUUUCAUUGUUCAAUAAUUGUGAUCCCAUUUACUUUGAUGUCAGUUUUGUGGAAAACAGAAUUUCCUGCAUUUCCCUAUCUGAGGACCUUCAUUAUUUAAAGUCAGUGAGAGGUCUUAGUUUGCCAACAUCAUCCAGUAAAUUACUGGAAAUGGAAAUAAUGGUGAAAAUUGUCCUCAACAGGGCAUUUCUAGGAUGUUAUAAAAGCAGCAUUUGCCUUUACCCUGCCAUGACCCUGUCUAGGCCCCUUCAAGUCUUCUCACUUGUCCUGUCUGUCUCACCCUCAUCCCCUGUCAGCUCUGCCCUGUCUGUCUGAGUGGUCCGAGUUUCAGUCAUGGGUUUCACGCUGAAACUCUACACUGUAACAGAGUUGCACUCACGUUGCCCCAGCCUUGUGCUUGACUGUGUGAUUGGAAAACGUCAGAGACAGCAUACUAGGUGUACAAGUCUUUGGUUUGGGUUAAGGGGGGUCUAUCCCCACCACAGAAGUUACGGUGGUGGAAUGGAGUGAGGAAUGUAGGUAUGUUUGGAGCCUAAUUUAUU